AUGUCUAACACGGCACCAUCUUCAAUACCAAAUGGAGAUGUUACAGAAAGAGAGACACAGAAAAAGGCUAGAAGACAACUAGUGAAUUGGUACGAAGAAGAAAUUCGCCCUGCUCUCCAAGAUAGAGACAAGAAGACAACGUACAAGAAUGCGUUGGAAGCUUGGGAAAAGCACGUGAAUAAAAGAACAUGGAUACAUCAUGGACUCAUCGGUCAUCGCCUCGAGCGCAAUUACCUAGAAGCAGCAGCAACUUAUGAUAUCAAAGGAAAUCGGUCCAAAGAAUCUGCGACAGUAGGGUUUGUUGAGCAAUUUAUUGCAGCUCAAUUUCCAGAAAAGCGUUUUGUAACGAAAUCGCAAAAAGGGGUUGUCCCAAAACACGGUCCAGAACACCAAGUGGAUGAUUUUCUGGCUUAUACCAAUGUACAUUUUCUGGAAACGGGAUUAAUGAUGAUUGAAGCAAAGAGACAUCCAGAAGACAAGGAAGAUAUGACAAAAGGCAGAAUGAAGGCGCUGGAGAAGCAAGUAGGAGAAUAUUGUCGCGAGUGGUUAGAGGAGAACAAAGAAAUUCCUUUUUUGUAUGCACUUACGUGUGUAUCAACACUCAUGAGAGUGUGGAUUAUGAAAAAACCUACUCGGUCACGAGAUAUGAAAAACGCCAAGCUGGUAGGAUUGUGGAGUCCGGAUCUGAAAACCUGGGAUGAAUACAAAGAUGCGGGUUUGGAUUGCGAUGCUGAUGUACUGAAAACUGCGUUUCGUCAGAUCAAGAAUAAUCCAACGGGUUCGGAUUAUGCACGUACAUCAACUAGCGAGACGGGAACGGGGGAUGAGAGAGUUGGGGGCGCGGGGGUAGGAAGGGCUGAAACUAGGGAUAGAGGUACUGAUAGUGGGGAUAGAAGAACUCGAAGAACUGAGAGUAGAGAUAGAAGAGCAAGUGCAGCUGCGAAACCUCCUCUACCCAGCAGAAAAGAAAAUAAAUCUAUUAGCGAGCAAGCCCCUCAACAGCUAAAUGCUCUACGCGCUACAGCUACAUCCUCGAAAGAUCCCACCAAUGAAUCAGCGGGCAGCCAUCAAAGACGAAGAUCUCGUCCAAGGCGGGAGCCGCGGGAACCAAUACCGAGUUCGAGUCCCGAAAUACCCACCCGGGAAUUACCAAAGCCAACUCGCCCCAGCAAUCGCCGAAAGGAAAGUGAUAAAGCAGAAGAUCCACGUACAUCAGAUUCACCGCGAAAUAGGGAAGGAAAGAAACCCGAGGACGCAAAUAAAGGCAAAGAAUCAGCCAUCACAACAACAAAAAUCUCUAGAAAACGAGCCGAUUCCCUUAGUUCUCGGCCUCCAGAUUCUCCCGAAUCCCAGAGAUCUACUUCCAGUAGUGAGAAUCAGAGGCCGCCUCCUAGAAAAAGUUCAAAGACUGCACUGAGGACGUCAGCUAAUCCUGGUAAGCUUAAGUUGAAGCCAAAGGAUUUGGAUAAAAAUGCUCGGUCGGGUAAGCCAGGUAGUGGUGCAAACGUGUAG
Messenger RNA from Sclerotinia borealis F-4128, 1512 nucleotides. The record is from the annotation of a GenBank genome assembly. NCBI's taxonomy places the organism in Eukaryota, Fungi, Ascomycota, Leotiomycetes, Helotiales, Sclerotiniaceae.